AGAGACAGAGGCACCUGGUUUAUGUAAUUAGUAUCCUGGGAAAUAACAUCAUCCUAUAAUGAAUGCAUAAAUCCUAUUUCGUAAGUCUGUUGCAGCAGCAAGCAGUCAUUCUGCUACAGAACAGACCCCACAUCCACAAGGAGCAAGGCUCCACAUCGUGUUUUCUGUUGUACUUGAAUAUAUAGGACAUGUAUUGCAAUCCUAUGCUUUGCACAGUGCUGCAGUGUACUUGUUUUGCAGUGCUGCUUAAGAGCUACAGAACAGCUGUGAAUUACUGGCUUCUUGGAUACAUAAUUUGAAAUCUCCGGCCUUCAUGUUUUUCUACAAUCAUUGUGAUUCUUGGGGGAGAAUGUGCAAAUUCUUGUUCACAGACCAGUGCAGUCUUGGUUUUGGAAGCCACUAGCAAUACUAAUAUCUUUUAAGAGUCUCAGUGUACAUUGUGCGGAGAACCUGAAGCGCAACAUAGAGAGCAGAUGGGAGGGAGGCAGUGGACUUUAUCUGGACUUCCAAAAGGCAAUUGACACUGCACCACACAGGAGUAUUAACAAAUAUGGCUUUGAGGGAUAUAUACUGAGAUGGAUAGAAAACUUUCUUGGCGGAAGAAGACCGAAGAUCAACAGCAAUAUUCAUGGUCACCUUCCCAGCACUUCAAUGAAGAAAAAUACUCUCCCGGCCUUAGGAACAUGAAAGGAUUAUCUGGUAGUCGGAAUCAAUCACAGCUAUGUUCUGGCCAUACAUGUGGUCUAGCCUCGCCUGAUGAUUGUGAACAUGUGCAUGACCAUGGGCUCCAUGGGCAAGAACCUAGGCAAUCAUACCUACUUAGCCCUACGGAGAGUUGUCAAAUGGACCACCACCGUUGCUCCCCACGGAGUUCCAUUCAUUCAGAAUGCAUGAUGAUGCCUGUGAUGAUGAGUGAUCAUAUGUCAAGUAGCACUUUUCCAAGAAUGCACUAUAGUUCCCAUUUGGAAACCCGAGAUGACUGUGCUGUCUCACACACUAGUAGUAGUAAAAUUAACAGAAUUCCCGCAAACUUGCUGGAUCAAUUUGAAAAACAGCUUCCUCUUCACAGAGAUGGAUUUCAUACUUUGCAAUACCAGAAGACAUCCACCUCUACGGAGCAGAGAACUGAAAGUCCGGGGAGAAUACGUCAUCUUGUUCAUUCUGUACAGAAACUGUUUACUAAAUCUCACUCUUUGGAAGGGUCUUCGAAAGGCAAUGUAAAUGGUACAAAAGGAGACAGUCGUGGUGAUGACCACCAUCAUGGCCAUUAUUCAAAGCAUAGCAAAAGGAGUAAAAGUAAGGAUAGAAAACCUGAUAGCAAGCAUAAAUCUGGUAUGACAGGGUGGUGGAGUUCAGAUGAUAAUUUGGACAGUGAUAGCACUUAUAGAACACCUAGUGUAAUGAAUAGGCAUCAUGUAGACCACAUAUCUCAUUGCUAUCCUGAAUCUCUGCAGGGACACUUUGGAGAUCUUUCCCUUAAGACUUCUAAAAGUAACAAUGAUAUGAAAUGUUCAGCAUGUGAAGGCCUCUCAAUGACGCCAGAAGGUAAAUAUAUGAAAAGGAGUUCCUGGUCAACACUUACCGUAAGCCAAGCAAAAGAAGCUUAUCGUAAAUCAUCACUCAAUUUGGAUAAACCUCUAGUUCAUCAGGAAAUCAAAUCAUCUUUGCGGCCAUGCCAUUACCUUCAGGUACCUCAAGAUGAGUGGGGAGGAUAUCCCUCUGGGAGUAAAGAUGAGGAGAUUCCCUGUCGAAGAAUGAGAAGUGGGAGUUAUAUAAAAGCCAUGGAAGAGGACAGUGGAGAUUCUGAUUCAAGUCCAAAAACAUCCCCUAAAAUGUCAGCACGGCCUGAAUCUUUGUUGAAAUCACUAGUGCAGCGUUCACAUGGAGAGAUUCAAAAUCAGAGCUACCUACAAGCAGCAAGUGAGAUGCCAGCAGGACAUGUUCUGGAGGCUUCAGUGAACUACAACUCCCCGAAAUUUCGCUCCCGGAACCAGAGCUACAUGAGAGCAGUGAGCACGCUCAGUCAGGCCAGCUGUGUCAGUCAGGAUUUCCUCAUUGAAAGUCUGCAAGAAUGCUUUACCUCAAAGGAUUAUCCUGAGAUCAAGAUGAGUGAAACAGAAAUUAAUGGGCAAUAUGAGUCAGUGUGUGAGUCAGUUUUCAGUGAAGUUGACUCCCAUGCAAUUGAUGCUUUAGACCUCCCGGGAUGUUUCCGGACUAGGAGCCACAGUUAUUUAAGAGCCAUCCAGGCCGGCUAUUCCCAGGAUGAUGAUUGUGUUCCUCUAAUUACAUCUUCCAAUGCCACUUCCACAACCAGGUCAACAGCAGCUGUUUCAUACCCUAAUUAUAAGAAAACACCACCACCUGUUCCCCCACGUACCACAUCCAAGCCACUAAUCUCAGUGACAGCACAAAGCAGCACAGAGUCUACCCAGGAUGCCUAUCAUGACAGCCGGACUCAAAGGAUAUCCCCAUGGCCUCAUGAAGGCCGGGGCCUUUACAACUCCACAGACAGCCUGGAUAGCAACAAGGCCAUGAAUCUUGCCUUGGAAUCAGCUGCAGCACAGCGACAUGCUUCCGAAAGUAAAAGCAGUUCUGUUCGGAGCACCUGUGAUAAAGCUGUUCUUGUAACCAAGUCAGAUGAAUUCCUUAAAAAAUGCCGUUCCUCAAUAGGGAUCCAGGUGGAAGCAGCUGACUCGGAUACAGAAAGCAAAGGAAGAGAAUAUCAUUCUGUGGGGGUGCAGGUGGAAGAUGAAAAACGCCAAGGACGAUUCAAGCGGUCAAACAGUGUGACAGCAGCUGUGCAAGCUGACCUUGAACUAGAAGGAUUCCCAGGUCACAUCACAAUGGAAGAUAAGGGUCUACAGUUUGGCUCUUCAUUUCAAAGACAUUCUGAACCUAGUACUCCAACUCAGUAUGGUGCAGUAAGAACUGUAAGGACUCAGGGUUUGUUUAGUUACAGAGAAGAUUAUAGGACACCAGUAGACACAUCAAAUCUCCCACCACCAGACCCAUGGCUAGAGCCUGCUCAUGAAGCAGUGGACUCAGGCAGAAUAUCACCCAGUCGGCAAGAUGGAACAUGGUUUAUGAAGUUGCUUCAUGCAGAAACAAAAAGAAUGGAAGACUGGUGCAAAGACAUGGAAAGGGAAGCAGAGGAGAACGACCUUUCCGAAGAAAAUCUAGGUAAGAUCCGAAGCGCAGUUGGAAGUGCCCAAUUACUUAUGUCUCAGAAGUUUCAGCAAUUCUAUUGGCUUUGUCAGCAAAAUCUGGAUCCAAGUGCCAUGCCCAGACCAACUUCUCAAGACUUGGCGGGGUUCUGGGACCUCUUGCAGUUAUCCAUUGAAGAUGUAAGCAUGAAGUUUGAUAAGUUGCACCAUUUGAAAGCCAAUGAGUGGAAGACAAUUGAUUCUCCUGAAAAGAAGGAUGACAAGAAACCCCCACCUCCAAUACCAAAGAAAUCUACCAGGGGAAAGUUCCCUGUCACUCGGGAAAAGUCUUUGGACCUCCCUGACCGCCACAGACAAGAAGCCAGGAGGCGGCUAAUGGCUGCAAAGAGGGCAGCAUCGUUUCGGCAGAAUUCAGCUAGCGAGCGGGCAGACAGCAUUGAAAUAUACAUACCAGAAGCCCAAACUAGGCUUUAAGAACAAACCACUGUAUAGAUCUUUUUUAAACAACAUGCUUGUACACUUGUGA
Molecule: messenger RNA, 3690 nt
Organism: Pseudophryne corroboree (corroboree frog)
Lineage: Eukaryota; Metazoa; Chordata; Amphibia; Anura; Myobatrachidae
Gene: DLGAP2
Product: DLG associated protein 2
Exons: 14
Coding region: 576-3638 (1020 amino acids)
Biological process (GO): signaling
Cellular component (GO): postsynaptic specialization; glutamatergic synapse
Molecular function (GO): molecular adaptor activity
Source: RefSeq, a predicted model, not a curated record